AGGAAGUCUUCAUUCCCGAGAUCACGUUUCUCUCGAGAUUUCACCAGUUGCUAUAUAACAACAAAAUGUGACAUUUCAUAUGUUCCAAGUAAACCCUAUUUAAAAUUGAUUUAAGACACAUUAUUGAUUAACAAUGGAUACAACCGAAAGUGUAGAUUUUGACUUCUUUGACACACCAAGGGUUGACGACAGUUUAAGUCCACAAUCAAAGAAAACUAUUGACAAAAAGACGGUAAGCCCGACAAGUGCUUACAGGCAGAAAAAAGAUGGCGACUUAUCGCGUAACGGAGACAAGAAGAAAGCUAAAGUUAAUUCUAAAAAGGAAGAGAAGUAUAAGAGUAGUGACAAUGACUUAAGUAGUUCAGAAUCUGAUUCAAUAACACCACGCUAUAAAACAAAACAAUAUGACCGCAAUAACAGAAACAAUAGAGCUAGUUCACCAUCGGAAAGUUCUAGCGCAUAUUCUAACAGUGAUUAUUCUUCUGAUGAAGAUGAGCAAGAAAGGAAGUCUAGCAGUAGUGUUAAAAAGGAGAAAUUAAAUGUACAUAUGCCUAGGGCAAAUAUCGAGGCAUGGAGUGAGGAACAUCCCGGUAAGGAAAGAGAAAAACAAAACAAACAUUCAUAUGAGUCAUCUGACAGUGAUAUUGAUCUAGAACAUGAACCAGUUAAUACAUCUGAUUCCAACCAUAGAAAAUCUAAGAUUUCUCAGAAUCGGAAGAAAAGAGGCAAUGGUAAAAAAAAGUUAAUAAGAUCAAGCAGUUCAUUUUCAAAUAAUAGUGAUAUCACUGAUGUUUCCCCUCUAGAGAGCCCUGAAGGGAGUCCGAGAUACUCACAUAAACGUGAUACAAAAGACAAAGGUAACAAGUCUGUGCAAUAUUCUGAUAAGAAUGUCGAUCAUUCUAUAAAUUUGGAAUCUGAUGAGAUAGAUUUAAGUAUUUUAAUGAAGUGUAUGGCAGAUAUUGACAAAGAAAAACAAGAGAGACUGAAAGCAAACUCAAGGAGGGUAAUGUUUGCACAACCUACUACAGGAGGAAGUAAAAAUAGUAAAGGUAACUACACAUUUUCUAUGGGUCAGGCAAAGUUGAUUGAAAAAGAAAACCAACGGCUUUUAAAGAAGAUAAUGAAUCAGAUGUCAGGUCCGGUCAAAAAAGCUCCAGGUACUAUCCCACGUCAAAGAGAACAAAAAAGGAGAGGUGAACCCAUUGUUCAAAGACUGACCCCUUCUGCUGUAAACCGUAUGCGAGAACAGAGACGUAUAGAGGAACAAAACAUGCAAAUGCUCAAUAGGUUACAAACAGUUAGGCCAUCAAAAGGAAUGUCGAGAUCUGAACAAAUCACUGAGGCAGAACGUCAGAUGUCAUAUGGAAUUCCAGGUGGCACCCUGAUUGUGCAAGGUGACAGUUCCCAUUAUGAAACAAGGUCUUUCAGACCUCUACACAGUUCCAUGAGCCAAACAGCAGGAUCUACUCAAAGGUCAAGGCCAUCAAGUGCUAAAUCCAAUUCUUCAUUUGUUAUAAGUCAAGGGAAGAGGUCACGACCUUCAAGUGCAAAGUCAAAUGCAUCAGUGAGGUCAAAUGUCUCAGUAAGGUCAAAUGUCUCAAAAAUGUCAGGUGUUUCAAUGCGCUCAAAUAUGUCUACAUCAGGUGUAAGGAGAUUGGCCGAUGGUAGAAUAGACAGAAGACCUGUUUGGGAUGAUAGAUUUUCAUUCUCUUAAACAUUCAACUUUCAAGAACAAUGAAAGUAUAUUCUGUCUGUCUUGCAUAAAUCUCAUGUAUUAAAGGAGCUCUCCCCAGGAAAAAAACGAAACAUUUAAAUUUAAAAUUAUUACAUAGAUCAAGUCUAGCACUUAAAAUGUAAAAAUCUGCAAAGGAUAAUAAGGAAUAUGCUAAUAAGGAAAUUGUAAAACAAUUUAUGAGUGAUAAACAUGUGAAAGAGUUGUAAAGCUUUUCAUUUUUGGGUCAUUUUGCACAAGAAAAAAUGAUUACUUUGAAAAAAAUAUGGUUGAGGAAAUACCUUAAAAAUAUGCACACAAAUUAUUGGAUCAGACUUAAUCAAAUGGUAUAAAAAUCUUAAAAAAAUAUUUCUAGUCUCAUCAAAAAACCUUAGUGAAGUCCCUUUAAAGAAUUAAAAAAAAUGUCAGGAAGCAUUUAGUUUCUGUCUCUUUUUAAAGUUUUUAUAGAUUAUUUUUGUGACUUUAUGUAUUGUUGCAUGAAUCUUGGUCAUAAUCCAUGUAUUUGUACAUGAAUUAUGAUCAUUGUCCAAAAAAGCUAUAUUUCAAGCCUACUUUAAACAAUUUUAAGAAUUCAGGUUUUACUUUUCCAAAUGAAAAUUCUAUGGAAAAAUCACAAAAUAUUUCAGAUGAACAGUAAGUUAACCAUUUUUUUUGUCAAAAUACAAUUGUUGUUGAUUUUCAUAACCUGUGUCAAUUUUCUGUAUUUUCAAUUCAGUUAGAAAUUAUGUCAGUAAUGUGGGUGAUAAAUGAUAUGUUCAUAUGGGUUAGAGACAAUGUAAAUUUGUUUCAUUGAUUUAUGCUAAUUUAAAUGUAGCUUUUUCUCUGGCAAUAGUCACUUUAAGGCACAGCAUUCAUAAAUUUCUAAGGUUGUGAACAUAAAUGUGAACCAUUUGCAUAUAUGUUAAAAACCAUGAUUUUUAUUUACAGAUUUUGAGACUGCAUAUAAAAUACUAAAUUUAUAAAUUAUGAUUUUUUUUGGAGUUGUAGUUAUGAUAAAAUGUUAAUGAUAAUUUGGGGCUAAAGUCUAGGCCAAAUGAGAUACAUUUAUUCUAUAAGAUAAAAAUAGAGAUCACAAUUUUCAUACUCAUUGCCUUCAGUGUCAGUCUUUUUUUUCUUUGUACAUGUACAUGUAGCUUUUUAAUUGUAAAGAAUUUUUUUUAUUUUACUUAAUGUUAAGUGCUUUCUUGGGAGAAAAAAUGUGAGUAACCAUGCAAUAUUGUGGCAUUUAAUAUUUUAAAGUUAAUGAACACAUCAAACCACUAAUACUGUACAUGACCUCAUUUUGUAUAUUAACUUACAAACAUCAUCAGUACCAUAAUGUAUCAUAGCUACACAUUUUAUUUUCUGUAAUCUUAUUUUGCUUUGAAUCUGAUGCUUGCAAUUUAAGUUAUAUUAUAUAGGAACUAAAAAUUUAGUGCAGUGGCAAACAAAGUGUGGAAUACACAAAUGUAGUUUUAGCAUACCACUUUAAAUAGCAGUUUUUUUCGCACUAUAUACAUUGUAUAAGUGUUUGUUUUAUUCUUAAAUAGAAUAAGUGCCAUGUUUGAUUUAGAUAGGUUUUAAAAAAUCAUAUACUGCAUUUGUAUUGAUAUUUUUGUUCAUUAUUAGAUAAAAGCAAAGAAAUAGUGAUGUCUCAUGCAUUUGUCAAUAUUGACAUUAUUUUAUCACAAUUAUAUAGUCCCAUUUUUCUAACAAACUUGUUAUUAUAUUAUAAAAUAAUACAUGCGGUCAUCUUUUAGCUCAGACUUACAUAUCACUUUUUACCAUUGUUUACCAUCAUUAUCAUUAUAUUGAACAAAAUUCAAGCUCUAACUUGUAGCAACUGUUGUUAAUUAAAACAUUUGCUUUUAAUCUACUUGUAUAACAAUCACAAAAGAAAGAGGUGUGGUAACAAAAAUACAAUGUAUUUAUGUACCAACCUGUAUGAAAAUUGCCUGAAUUUAUGACAAUUCAGACAUUAUGACAAUCAAUGACAAGAUUUGUAAAGGAUAAAAAACCAGACAAGAAUAUUGAUGAAUAUGAAGUUUUCCAACUUGUGGCACAUUUUCAUAUUUGAAUUUCAUUACAUGUAUAUGUACAUGUAUAUUAUGAAGACAUCUAAAUCAUUUUGUUGCUCAUUUUAGUAAUACAUGUUACACAUAUCAUAUACUGUAAAUUGUUACCAUUUGUUAAACUGCCUUGUUAAAUAAUUAAACAUCAUCCUAUCAUUUUUAAAAAUUGAACAGAAUUUUUUUUUUGAUUUUAUGAAAAAUCCUGUUUUGGUAUGCUUCUAAAAAAAUUUAUGAUGAAAGACCAUAUUUUUUCCCAUAAUUAUCCUGAAAGAAAAAUGUUUAGAAAACUAAGGUAGGGUCUUUCUUUGAUACAUGCUUGCUAAAGUUUUACUUUGAAAUUUGGUAAGCUAAUAAAUGUUAUAAAGCUAAAUUCAAGGUAAAGUAGAUUAAAGAAAAAUAUAUAGAUUGAUGAAAAUUUGGUAAUCAGUUUUAAGCUAGCCACCCAAUUGUAAUGGACUUUGGCAACAAUGUUCCACUUUAUAAUAUUAUGUCAGUUAAUGAAAACUGUUGGUAACAGUAUAUGACUGUGAUAGUUUAUUAAAGUUGAUUUGUUAUAAAUUUUAUGUAUACAAUUUUCUUCAGAUGUUUUUUUAUGCCCCCGGGCAUA
Molecule: messenger RNA, 4390 nt
Organism: Ruditapes philippinarum (Manila clam)
Lineage: Eukaryota; Metazoa; Mollusca; Bivalvia; Venerida; Veneridae
Product: cilia- and flagella-associated protein 97-like
Exons: 2
Coding region: 134-1714 (526 amino acids)
Biological process (GO): spermatogenesis
Source: RefSeq, a predicted model, not a curated record